Trematomus bernacchii (emerald rockcod) is the source of this 1941-nucleotide messenger RNA. RefSeq names its product IgGFc-binding protein-like. Lineage: Eukaryota; Metazoa; Chordata; Actinopteri; Perciformes; Nototheniidae. The record is from RefSeq and is a predicted model, not a curated record. The transcript is spliced from 13 exons. Bases 1 to 1941 code for a protein of 646 amino acids.
AUGGUGACCUGGCAGCCUCAUGAUUUGACUCCAGGAACAUAUACUUUUCAAGACCUGAGUGGAUGCAGAGGCUCAGGUGGCGCUGUAAUGCCGGGUUCAGAGAUGCCUAAUUUAGGGCCCUGCUCUACUGGAGUCUGUUCUCUGUCUGCAGUCAUCUCUAAUGUCACUGCAUGUGGGCCCGAGGAGGUUUGCCAAGCGGACAACACGUGCGCUGAGGCUCCUGAGGCUCCUAAGGCUCCGGUGGUGUGCACGGUGACGGGCUCCACGGUGAUCGGUUUCCACGGAGCAGUGCACUCUGUCCAGGAUCGCUGUGCCUACAGUCUGAUGGAGCCUGAAGGCAGCGCCAGCUUCAACCUCAUGGCCGCUUUCAGGGAGCGCCGGCGUACAGAUGUUCCUCUUCUGGACCACCUGAUCCUGUCGCUGCCAGGUGUGACCAUGUAUCUGGAGCAAGGAGGAAGAGUUCGGGUUGGUGAUGAAGCUCUGGAGCUCAACAGCACGGCUCAGCAGCAUCACGGCGUGGAGCUCUCCAAGGACCAGGCUGGAGUCACUGCUAAGUUACCCAACUCCAACAUGACUCUCUAUUUUGAUGGCAACACUGCACAUGUGUCAGGAAUUGAAGCUAUGGAGGGUUUGUGUGGCAGCCCGUUAAACUCCACCUGGACCACUACCCCGAUAGCAGAGAAGUCCUCUUCCUUCAGCCCCCCCGGCUGUGAGAUUCAGCAACAAGACACCAUCGACAGCUCCAUCAACUGCAACAGCUCAACUGACCACUGUAAUCUCAUGAGGCAGCCUCCCUUCUCCGCCUGUCACGAGCACACCGACCCAGAGCCGUUCAUCAGCGCCUGCACACACACUCUGUGCAGAUACCCGUCAGUGGAUGGGGUCGACUGCCACUUUUUGGAGGCUUACGCCAAGGCCUGCAGCCUGGAAGCCAACGUGACCCUGGAGGACUGGAGGUCAACUUCUGGCUGCUCCCCCCCCCCUCUCUGUCAGCAGCCCUGCAGUGAUCAUGAGUUCUGUGGAGCAGAGAUGUGGUCGUCGUCUCGCUGCUUCUGUCGGGCUGGGUUCGCCUCCAAGUACAGAGCCACCAAGUCUUUAGGCGAUCCCACGGUCUGCAGGCAGGACUCGGCCUCUGUGGUUCUGGCUGGAUGUCUGCUGGACGACAAAGGCAUCGACUUCUCCACCUUACAGCUCAAAGACCCCAGCUGCAAGGGCCACAUGGACCCCCAGAGCCACCUGGUGACCUUCAGCUUCGACAGCAGCGCCCCCUGCGGGACGGAGGUCAUGAGAAACAACAGCCAGAUCGUCUACAAGAACUCCAUCAGGUCCUCGAACAGCUCAUCAGGCGGAGUCAUCACCCGCAGCGACCAGUUCCAGAUCGACUUCUCCUGCAAGUACACACAGCCAGAGGUCAGGAGUGUGUCCUUCAGGAUCAAAGACAGCUCUGUGGUGCAGCAGCUUGUAUCUGGAGUGUGGAACUACACUCUGACGAUGAAAGCCUUCAGUGACGCCGGCCUCCUGCAGCCGGUCGGCCCGAACACGGAGAUCCUGCUGAAUCAGAAGGUCUGGCUGCAGCUGGAGGCGGGGGGGCUGGACUCCAACAUGGUCGCCAUGGUGACAGACUCCUGCUGGGCAACCAAUCAGGCGUCACCUGACAGUAAUCUGCGAUAUGACCUCAUCAUCAACGGAUGUCCGAACCCUGCUGAUGAUACGGUGCAGAUGCAGGGAAAUGGACAGGGAACGUCCAGCGUUUUCUCCUUCAACAUGUUCGAGUUCUCUGGAGCAAGCAGGGAAAUCUACCUGCACUGCAAACUGGAGCUGUGCCCCACACAGGGCCAGGCCUGCGCUCCGAGCUGUGGGGGGGGUGCUCGCAGGAGGCGUAGAUCUGCUAGAUUUGCAGAAGGAAACGCUGCCCUCAUCACGAUGGCCUGGAGUAAUUAA